GAUAGCUAAAAUGGACGGUAAACUCUACAUCGCCAUAUUUCUUGUUAUCUGCCUGGCAUGGAAUGUACAUGCACAAGUGAACUGCACGUCAACAGGCGCAGGUCGUUUUGCGGAUCCAAAUGACGCAACUUGUAAGAACUACACUCUCUGCGUCGCGGUGAACCCCACCACUGGACAAUUUUUGUCCUACAACUACGUCUGCCCAACCACAUCGCUGUUCAACCCCGCAGUGUCGCAGUGCACAACUAAUUACGUUUGCAACGCCACAACCACCGCUAACACCACCACAUCAACAGUAUGCACUGCGGAAGGCUUUACGCAGGAUCCCACUUCAACAAACUGUUCAAGCUACAUACAGUGUCUGUUAGAUAAUGGAGCUUUUGUAGAAUUCCCUAUAACAUGUCCCGAUGGUUCAUUUUAUAACCCGAUUUCCACUUUAUGUGAAACAACCUAUGUUUGUGGAUUUACGUGUACGGCCGCUGGCCGAUUUGCAGAUCCCUCGGUCACGACUUGUAGGAACUAUUACCUUUGUGUAUUAGCAACCAACGGGACGUACGCACAGUACUUGUACACUUGUCCGUCAACAUCGGUGUUCAAUCCUAAUACGCGUGUUUGUUCAACAGCUUAUACGUGUCCAACAUGAUUGAUAAAUUGAUGACUGGAAUUGUUUUAAUUUGUCGAUAUUUAUAUUUAUAAAAAUAUUAUGUUAUUUUUUCUUUCGGAAAUA
Molecule: messenger RNA, 727 nt
Organism: Vanessa atalanta (red admiral)
Lineage: Eukaryota; Metazoa; Arthropoda; Insecta; Lepidoptera; Nymphalidae
Exons: 2
Coding region: 11-643 (210 amino acids)
Cellular component (GO): extracellular region
Molecular function (GO): chitin binding
Source: RefSeq, a predicted model, not a curated record